This is a messenger RNA of Perca fluviatilis (European perch), 3936 nucleotides long. RefSeq lists its product as uncharacterized. Gene Ontology annotation, biological process: regulation of transcription by RNA polymerase II. Gene Ontology annotation, molecular function: RNA polymerase II cis-regulatory region sequence-specific DNA binding; DNA-binding transcription factor activity. NCBI's taxonomy places the organism in Eukaryota, Metazoa, Chordata, Actinopteri, Perciformes, Percidae. The record is from RefSeq and is a predicted model, not a curated record. The coding region runs from base 156 to 3620 and encodes 1154 amino acids. The transcript is spliced from 6 exons.
UCAGAAGUAGCCUACCGCCCACACACAUCACAGGAUUAAUGAGGACUACUGUUGACUGCUACUUCGCUGCAGGCUACAUUGAGACAGCGCCGCCCAUCACGCGCUUUGGAGGGGUCUUAAAGAGCUAGUCCGAAUUACUGUUCGGCAGAGAGCGUAUGGCGAAGAGUGUUUUUCCCAGAGUUUGUAUCGAAAAAAAAGUGUCUGUCCGACGGAGUUUGUGUGAUUGUGUGAAGAUGUCUAAGGUCCAAAUGCUGAGAGAGUCGGUGAAGCAGCGACUAACCGCGGCUGCUGAAGAGAUAUUUGGGCUGUUUGAAACAACGAUAGCAGAGUACGAGGAGGAACGGUGUCGGUCAAAAGAGGAGAACGAGCGACAACGGGAACUUCUGGACGCUGUUUUCACCCCUAAGCUUCGGUUACACAGGACAGAUGUCCAGCAGCUGUCGGUGAGGGAAGAAGAGGUUCCCCCUGAGCAGUGGGAGUGGAGCCCCAGUCUGGACCAGCAGCACCCAGAGCCCCCGCACAUUAAAGAGGAACAGGAGGAACUCUGGAUCAGUCAGGAGAGAGAGCAGCUUCAAGAGCUGGAGGAGGCCGAUAUCACCACGUUACCAUUCACUCCUGUCCCUGUGAAGAGUGAAGAUGAUGAAGAGAAACCUCAGCCCUCACAGCUUCAUCAAAGACAGUACUGUGGAGGACCAGAACCAGCCAAGAACUCAGAUCCAGAUAUAGAUUUACAUAUAAAUAUUGAAGACCAGACUGGAGACUCUUCUGAACCUGAGACUGAUGACAGUAAUGAAUGGAAAGAGACCAGAGAAGCUCGGCCAGGUUUAAACUCUUUGGAAAAGAAAGCUGUUCCUGCCUGUGAUUCGAGAUGCAGUAAGCCUGCUUGUCAGAAACCAUUUAGCUGCUCUGAGUGUGGGAAAAGAUUUGGCCGCAAGUCCCAUCUGAAGGGUCACAUGAUGAUCCACACAGGAGAGAAACCUUUCAGCUGCUCAGUUUGUGGUAAAAGAUUUGGUCGCAAGACACAUCUGAAGGGUCACAUGCACGCUCAUACAGGACAUAAACCUUUCAGCUGCUCAGUUUGUAAGAAAUAUUUUGCACGGAAUGAUUAUUUGCAGUCACACAUGACAACCCACACAGGAGAGAAAAGAUUCAGCUGCUCAGUUUGUAAGAAAUCUUUUGCACAGAGUAGUAGUUUAAAGAGCCACAUGAGACGCCACACAGGAGAGAGACCUUUCAGCUGCAGGGUUUGUGACCAAAGAUUCACUUGGCUUUAUCAGCUCAGAAACCAUCAGCAUGUCUGUUGUCAGUCCUCACAGCUUCAUCAAAGACAAACUGAACAGAUGGAAACAGAAGCUGAUGACAAGACUGGAGACUCUUCUGAACCUGAGACUGUUAGACAUUCUUUGAGCUGUGACAUUGAGAUGCAGUCAGAGGCCCGUGUAGAGAUUUGGCUUACUGUGACAGGUACAUUCCUGGGCUCUAGGCUUGGGACCGUGUCCACUUCUGCUCUGUAUUUUCUACUGCACAAGAGGCGUGAUCAACGCUCUGGUUCAAAUGACUCCGUACGCAAUUGGAUAGUCCUUCAACCAAUCAGACCAACGAUCCGGGUGACGUACUUUGCAGAGCGACGCGAAAACUCCAGGCAGGAAACAUGUCAACAAACUUUGGUUUGUAGCGUUGAUCAGCGGUUUGCAGAGGCAGCAAUGGCAUCGAGCGAUUUUUGCAGGUUGUGCAAAACAAACAUGAGAGUGAGUGGUAUGUACAGCCACUCGAGCGAUUUGUUUGCUAAACUAAAGAAGCCAUUGAGCAUCGUCGAGAGGUUAAAGGGAAUUGGAUUGGCGGUCGUGCGAGAGACGGGUAAAUCAGAUAGAGUGUGCAAUCGGUGUGUAACAAUCAUAUCGCACUUGGAACACGACCUGCCCCAUUACAGGAGAUGGGAAGAAGAGAACGGGGGAGCGACUUCUUCAUCCACCGGUAGCACUUGCGCUGAUGAGAGAGAACGGGAGCCUACUCCCACUAAAACUCCGGGGGAUGUAAACAAAGUGUGCCCUAACCCUUUGAGUCCUGGUGGAGCCACUAGGCCUGCUUCACGGAGGAGCAGAACAGAGGUCAUCAUUAAUUAUCCGUCUCGAAAGGUUUCCAAGGUUUGUGAACCAGAAGAUGGUCUGAUAAUUAACCACAUCAAUAAAAAGAAUUGGAAAGGAGCUGCCAAGAGAAUCGUGGCACACAAGGAGCUUUUGGAACACUUAAAACCAUGCAUCCUUCAGCUGAUUCAGCGUGAAUGCACACUACUCUGCAGCCCAAAGGAGGGGUUCAUGCUUUGGAGGUCCUCCCCUGGGGACCUGGCCUGUUUCUCAUUUUCUGCAUUAGAGGCAGAUCUCCAUCGCCUCUCUCCAUUCUUGCUGUCUGUGUUCAACACGGUUACCAACCACUCCCGCCUCACCACCUGUGCUGCAGCUGCCAUCGCCAUCAGAGGCAGACAGUCCCAUUUGUCUGCAUUUUCCCACUAUUUGAAUAUCAUCCUUUCAUAUGGUGGGUCAAAGAAGGCGGUGUUUAACAGGCUGUCCAAAAUGUCAAUCACCACCUCUCACAAAUGUGCAAUAGGAAAACAAAAAGAAUUAGCAAACACGUGUGCGACUCGUCAACUCCAGUUAAAGCAGCAAAAUGAACGCUUCCUGCACAUUGGAACAGAAGCGGGCGUUACUCAGACUCAACCUGAGGACACAACUGAUACUGAGAUGGCACCAAACAUCUUCAGCAGCCUGGAAGACCUUCAGUUCUCAGAUGUCCAGCAGCUGUCGGUGAGGGAAGAAGAGGUUCCCCCUGAGCAGCAGGAGUGGAGCCCCAGUCUGGACCAGCAGCACCCAGAGCCCCCACACAUUAAAGAGGAACAGGAGGAACUCUGGAUCAGUCAGGAGAGAGAGCAGCUUCAAGGGCUGGAGGAGGCUGAUAUCACCAAGUUCCCAUUCACUCCUGUCCCUGUGAAGAGUGAAGAUGAUGAAGAGAAACCUCAGCUCUCACAGCUUCAUCAAAGACAAACUGAACAGAUGGAAACAGAAACUGAUGGAGAGGACUGUGGAGGACCAGAACCAGCCAAGAACUCAGAUCCAGAUAGACAUCCAGAACCAAAAACUGAUGACAAGACUGGAGACUCUUCUGAACCUGAGACUGAUGACAGUAAUGAGUGGAAAGAGACCAGAGAAGCUCGGCCAGGUUUAAACUCUUUGGAAAAGAAAGCUGUUCCUGCCUGUGAUUCGAGAUGCAGUAAGCCUGCUUGUCAGAAACCAUUUAGCUGCUCUGAGUGUGGGAGAAGAUUUGGCUGCAAGUCCCAUCUGAAGGGUCACAUGAUGAUCCACACAGGAGAGAGACCUUUCAGCUGCUCAGUUUGUAAUUCAUCUUUUGCACAGAGUUGGGGUUUAAAGAGCCACAUGUUAACCCACACAGGAGGGAAUAGAUUUAGCUGCUCAGUUUGUAAGAAAUCUUUUGGAUAUAGAGCUACUUUACAGCAACACAUGAGACGCCACACAGGAGAGAAAAGAUUCAGCUGCAGUGUUUGUGACCAAAGAUUCACUUGGCUUUAUCAGCUCAGAAACCAUCAUCGUGUCCGUUGUUGCGAGUGAAUUGAGAACGGGAGCCCUGUUAACUGCGUACCCUUCUCACUCAUGGUAGUAACUUCAUAACAACAAUUAAUAACUCACAACUAACUGUCUUUAACAGGAUAAUUCACCAUAACACAUAGGUGAUGGUGCUGUGGAUGUGACAUGUGCCUUUGGUGCGGGAGAUCCUGGCUCGAUUCCCACUGCGAUACAUCAACCAAUGUGUCUGUUGGGCAAGACAUUUAACCCCUAGUUCCUCCAGAGGUGUGCAACCUCUGAUAUGUAGCAACUGUAAGUCGCUUUGGAUAAAAGUGUCAGCUAAAUGACAUGUAAUGUAAUC